AUCACCCCGCCAAAGACCAUAUAUUUGCUCACUCACUGUUUCCCUUUACACCUUUGCCACAAACAACUACUCACCUACCUAGGUACAUAAAGGGACGAAAAGGUCUAAGUUGAUGGGUUGCUAUCCGGCCAGUUCUCGCAUGCAAUCUCAGGUUCAGCUAGUUUUAGUCGUCGAAGAAUCUUGACCCCUGGAUCAUUACAUCAAACGGCGAUCAUGGCAAUUACGGUGCAAAGGGAAACCAAAGCACACCAACAAGAAGACAUCCCAGUUUAUCAGACCAUCGCGCCUAGUAUAUUCGUACCUGCAAAUAUGGAUCUUACCAAACCGCCACCAGAUCCGCCCACAGAUCCCAUCGAGCUGUCCUCAGAGACGCGUGCCUGGAUUGAUCGUCACGCGGAUGCCGUCCAAGAUAACAUAUACUAUAUGCUCAACCGCGAAAAGACUCGCAUCCGUCGGGAAUGUCAACAACAUGAAUACAACCUCCCUCGAUACCUAAAAGCGGUCCCGGGAUUAACGGAGGAAGAAGAACGCGCGCUUCCCGACAACAGCCAGGAACUUGAUGAGAUCUUCUUCAUCCGAUCAUUUUGUCCCGAGCCAAAGAGAGGCCCGUACGAAGUACCACCAAAUUUCACGCACGAGCAUUGUCAACAUAUUGAGACGGCUGGUCGGUUUGGAGAACCCCCGCGCAAGUCUGCCGAGAAGAUGCUGAUGAACUUAACGAAGCAUGGAAUCAUGACACUUGAGGCGCUUGCGCAGCAUGUUGAGAAUGAGAAGGAUAAGAAGACUAAGGAGAUUAAAAGUAAUGCGAAGUCGACCACUGUUUCGCCUGAGGAUAUGAUGGAAAUUGAUGGGUAGCAGUCGGAAUUUGAACGUAUACAUGUACAGCAGUAGUUAUACUUAAUGGCCGGUUACUAAUUAAUUAUUACUUUAUUAUCUCCAAUUAUUCUAUAUUCCACCUUGCGCGAUUGAUGGCUCGGGAUAUUCAGUCGAAGGGGUUCGUCCGAUUUCCCAGGGCUUUGGUGGCGCUGUGAGACGUCCGUGAGCGGUAAUUGACGGAUCUUCGAUCACGGUAUCGGGGAUUUGCCGAAUCCCAGGUAUUGGUUUGCCACUCUGUAAAAAUUCAACUAUUUCCUCGAAUUUCUUAGGAUAGGGUUCCUUGCCGGGUUCUGUUGAUGUUGGAUCUCU
This is a messenger RNA of Hypoxylon trugodes, 1185 nucleotides long. RefSeq lists its product as uncharacterized. Bases 214 to 855 code for a protein of 213 amino acids. The transcript has a single exon. NCBI's taxonomy places the organism in Eukaryota, Fungi, Ascomycota, Sordariomycetes, Xylariales, Hypoxylaceae. The record is from RefSeq and is a predicted model, not a curated record.